This is a messenger RNA of Drosophila hydei, 4756 nucleotides long. RefSeq names its product toll-like receptor 7 (gene 18w). Lineage: Eukaryota; Metazoa; Arthropoda; Insecta; Diptera; Drosophilidae. Gene Ontology annotation, biological process: signal transduction. The transcript has a single exon. The record is from RefSeq and is a predicted model, not a curated record. Gene Ontology annotation, molecular function: protein binding. The coding region runs from base 411 to 4670 and encodes 1419 amino acids.
ACGCGAGGCGGUUAACAUGUUUUAAGAAAACGAGCUCCGACAAAACGCAAAGCAACUAAAAAUAUAUUCAAAGAGCAAGAAGCAAUAAAACGAAAAGCAAAAAGCGAAAAGUUAAAUCAACCAAGUGCCAAUGCAAAUGUUAUUUAAUACAAAUUCCAAGUGCUGAGCUAAAUUUCGACACUCACACACACACACACACAGCAAAACACAGUUACACCACACACUACAAGGAUUACGGUUACGCGCACAACAACCCAGAAGCACGACAACAAAAAUACGCUCAAAUAUGAAAACCAGAAAGUGAAUAAAAGUUUUUUUAAACAAAAAUCAAAUAUCCCAAAUCCCGUGCAAAAAUAAGAGAAAAUCCAAUUGAAAUUAAAGCAAACAACACGCAACAAAUCUCAAGCAACAUGUCAAUGACAACAGCAACAACAGCAACUGCGGCAGCAGCAGCGAUAGCAAACAGCACAAAGAGCUGCCUGUUGCUGCUGCUGCUGCUGCUGGCAGCAGCGACGCAUGCGCAGCAAUGUGCGUGGGAGUUCGUGCGCACCACAAUGGACAUCAAGUGCAAUGUGCGUGCCCUGGACCAGGGCGCCGGAGCCACGCUGGACUUACAGGUGGCCGAGACGGCCAACCGCUUCGAGCUGCAGUGCAGCGCCGACCUGCUGCACGCCAGCGAGCUGAGCAGCGGCCUCUUUCGCAAGCUCCAGAAGCUGUCCGAGCUGCGCGUUGACGCCUGCAAGCUGCAGCGCGUGCCGGCCAACGCCUUCGAGGGUCUGCUCUCGCUGAAGCGCCUGCAGCUGGAGACGCACAACGCCGUGUGGGGCCCGGGCCGCACCUUGGAGCUGCACUCGCAGGCGUUCCAGGGCCUGCGCGAGCUGAGCGAGCUGCACUUGGCUGACAACAACAUUCGGCAAUUGCCUGAGGGCAUCUGGUGCAGCAUGCCCGGGCUGCAGCUGCUGAAUCUGACACAGAAUCGCAUUCGCGCCGCCGAAUACCUCGGCUUCUCGGAGAAGCUGUGCAUGGGCACGGCGCAGCCCAACCAGGUGAGCGGCGGCGCUGAGCUGCAGCAGCUGGACUUGUCGCACAACGAGCUGCGCGCUCUGCCCGAUGCGUGGGGCGCGUCGCGUCUGCGGCGACUCCAAACGCUCAGCUUGCAGCACAACAACAUCAGCACGCUGGCGCCCAGCUCGCUGGCCGGCCUGAGCUCGCUGCGCGUCCUCAACCUGUCGCACAAUCAUCUGGAAUCGCUGCCAGCUGCCGCCUUUGCUGGCAACAAGGAGCUGCGCGAGCUGCACCUGCAUCACAACGAUCUGUACGACCUGCCCAAGGGCCUGCUGCACCGCCUGGAGCAGCUGCUGGUGCUCGAUCUGAGCGCCAAUCAGCUGACCAGCCACCACGUCGACAACAACACCUUCGCGGGUCUGAUCCGGCUGAUUGUGCUGAAUCUGUCGAACAACGCGCUGACGCGCAUUGGCGCCAAGACGUUCAAGGAGCUGUACUUCCUGCAGAUUCUGGACAUGCGCAACAACUCGAUUGGGCACAUCGAGGAGGGCGCCUUCCUGCCGCUCUACAACCUGCACACACUCAACCUGGCCGAGAAUCGUCUGCACACGCUGGACAAUCGCAUCUUCAACGGACUCUACGUGCUGACGAAGCUGACGCUGAACAACAACUUGAUUAGCAUCGUGGAGACGCAAGCGUUUCGCAACUGCUCGGACCUCAAGGAGCUGGACCUGAGCUCCAACCAGCUGCUGGAGGUGCCGGAGGCUGUGCAGGACCUGAGCAUGCUCAAGACGCUCGAUCUGGGCGAGAAUCAGAUUUCCGACUUCAAGAACGGCACCUUCAACAACCUGAACCAGCUGACGGGCCUGCGCCUGAUCGACAAUCGCAUUGGCAACAUCACGGUGGGCAUGUUCCAGCAGCUGCCGCGCCUGAGCGUCCUGAACCUGGCCAAGAAUCGCAUACAGAGCAUCGAGCGCGGCGCCUUCGACAGGAACACUGAGAUCGAGGCCAUUCGCCUGGACAAGAACUUCCUCACGGACAUCAACGGCAUCUUCGCCACGCUCGCCUCGCUGCUCUGGCUGAAUCUGUCCGAGAAUCAUUUGGUGUGGUUCGACUACGCGUUCAUACCCUCGAACCUCAAGUGGCUGGACAUACACGGCAACUACAUCGAGGCGCUGGGCAACUACUACAAGCUGCAGGAGGAGCUGCGCGUCAGCACGCUCGACGCCAGCCACAAUCGCAUCACGGAGAUCACGCCCAACUCCGUGCCCAACUCCAUCGAGCUGCUGUUCAUCAACAAUAACAUAAUUAGCCAGCUGCAGCCGAACAGCUUCGUGGACAAGACGCGUCUGGCGCGCGUCGAUCUCUACGCGAACGUCUUGUCGAAGCUGUCGCUGAACGCGCUGCGCGUUGCGCCCAUCGCCUUGGACAAGCCCCAGCCGGAGUUCUACUUGGGCGGCAAUCCGUUCGAGUGCGACUGCUCUUUGGAGUGGCUGCAGCGCAUCAACAAUCUAACGACGCGUCAGCAUCCGCGCGUCGUCGACUUGGGCAACAUUGAGUGCCUCAUGCCACACAGCCGGCAGGCGCCGUUGCGUCCGCUGUCGAGCUUGAGCUCCGCGGACUUCCUCUGCAAAUACGACACCCACUGCCCGGCCACGUGCCACUGCUGCGAGUACGAGAGCUGCGAGUGCGAGCUGAUCUGCCCCAACAACUGCAGCUGCUUCCACGACGCGACCUGGUCGAACAACAUCGUCGACUGCGGCAAGCAGGAUUUGUUGAGCCUGCCGCCGCGACUGCCGCAGGACGUCAACGUCCUCUACUUGGAUGGCAACAACUUGCCCCUGCUGCAGGCCGCCCACCUGGCGGGGCAGCGCAACCUGCACACGCUCUAUCUGAACGCCUCCAAUCUGGUGACCCUGGCCAAUGGCAGCCUCUCGCAGCUGCCCCAGCUGCGCGUCCUGCACCUGGAGCACAACAAGCUGAGCAGCCUGGACGCGGACAGCUUCCGCUCGCUUAGCCUGCUGCGCGAGCUGCACUUGCAGGGCAAUCAGCUGGCGCACGUGGCCAACGACACCUUCGCGCCGCUGGUCUCGCUGCAGCUGCUGCGCCUGGACAACAAUCGGCUGCAGCUGCCCAAUCUGCAGUACCCCAGCAAUCUGCAAGGCUUGACGCUGGGCAGGAACAGCUGGAGCUGUCGCUGCCAGCAGCUGCGCGAGCUGGUGCAGUUCGUGACGGACAAUGCGCUGGUCAUCCGCGACACGCCGGACAUCUACUGCGUGGAUGGCGGCAUCAAGCGCGAGCUGGACCUGCUGGGCCAGGAGAAGCUGCUGCCCACGGCUGACUGCUCCGAUCUGCUCGACGCGAGCGCCAGCAACAUUAGCUCUGCCCAGGAUCUGGCCCAUGGCUAUCGCCUGCCCCUGCUCGCUGCCGUCCUGGUGCUCAUCUUCCUGGUGGUGGUGCUCAUCAUUGUCUUCGUGUUCCGCGAGAGCGUGCGCAUGUGGCUCUUCGCCCACUACGGCGUGCGCGUGUGCGAGCCGCGCUUCGAGGACGCCGGCAAGCUGUACGAUGCCAUCAUCCUGCACUCGGAGAAGGACUACGAGUUCGUCUGCCGCAACAUUGCUGCCGAGCUGGAGCACGGCCGUCCGCCCUUCCGGCUGUGCAUACAGCAGCGCGACCUGCCGCCGCAGGCGAGUCACCUGCAGCUGGUCGAGGGCGCCCGGGCAUCGAGGAAGAUCAUUCUGGUGCUGACACGUCAUCUGCUGGCCACCGAAUGGCAGCGCGUCGAGUUCCGCAACGCGUUCCACGAGGCGCUGCGCGGCCUGGCCCAAAAGCUGGUCAUCAUCGAGGAGACGAGCGUGUCGAGCGAGGCCGAAGAUGUCGCCGAGCUGGCGCCCUAUCUCAAGUCGGUGCCAUCGAACCGGCUGCUCACCUGCGAUCGCUACUUCUGGGAGAAGCUGCGCUAUGCCAUACCCAUCGAGCUGUCGCCCAGGGGCAACAACUACACCUUGGAUCACCAUGAGCGCUUCAAGCAGCCCGUCUCGCCCGGCCUCAUCUUUCGGCAGGCACCCCCGCCGCCCGCCUACUACUGCACCGAGGACAUGGAGGCGAACUACUCGUCAGCCACGACGGCCACACCCUCGCCGCGUCCGAUGCGACCCGUUGUCGAAUCCCUGGCCAUGCGCCCGCCGUCGGAGCACAUUUAUCAUAGCAUCGAGUCGGAAUACAGUGCCUACGAUCAGCACGAGGCGCUCUCCAUGAUGCCCAGCGCUCUGAUGCAGCAUCAUUCGCAUCAUCAUCAGCAGCAGCAGCAGCAACAGCAGCAGCAAUUGCAGGCGCAUCAGCUGCAGCAAUUGGCACGGCAGCAGCAGCAGCAGCGACUGUUGCAACCGCAAUAUCGCCCAACAACUACAGCCGGAGCAGCGUCGACGACGGCAGCAGCAGCUGCGGCAGCGGCGUCGACAUCGGCGACAGCGCCUGUGCACUUGCGCAGCGGCAGCGGACUAAGUCAGGCGAGCAAUAGCACGCAGUCAACAGCACAAGCAUCCACUUCCGCUGCGGCUGCGCAGCAACAACAAAUGCAGCAGCAGCAGCAGCAGCAGGCCGCAGCUGGAAGCAGCGAAGCGGGCAGCGCCAAUAAGAACACAGGCCAAGCUUUUCUCGUAUAAGCUGUCUCGCUCGCACACACUCAAAAAGGGUUCCUGCGCAACGGCAGCCAUCUUGAAGCAGCUCGCUCACUUGCGCAAAACACACA